Molecule: messenger RNA, 240 nt
Organism: Sporothrix schenckii 1099-18
Lineage: Eukaryota; Fungi; Ascomycota; Sordariomycetes; Ophiostomatales; Ophiostomataceae
Exons: 1
Coding region: 1-240 (79 amino acids)
Biological process (GO): transmembrane transport
Cellular component (GO): membrane
Molecular function (GO): transmembrane transporter activity
Source: RefSeq, a predicted model, not a curated record
AUGUUUAAUAAGCCGUCUCUGCGCCACCGCAUCUACUCCGUGCUCAUAUACCAGAACUUCGGCAUGUCUGGCAGCAUGACACUGCUGAUGUACGCAGUUUAUAUAGUGGUUGGUGCAUCCGUCAACGUUAUAGCCGUCUUCAUUAUGGACCGCGUUGGCCGCCGCCCGCUGCUAAGGAUCGGCUUACUUUCCACCACCAUUGAGACCGCGCUUGUGGCUAAGUACGCCAGCAGCGAUUAG